This is a messenger RNA of Penicillium vulpinum, 975 nucleotides long. Its product is annotated as dihydrodipicolinate synthase family protein. Gene Ontology annotation, molecular function: 4-hydroxy-tetrahydrodipicolinate synthase activity. The transcript is spliced from 3 exons. Bases 1 to 975 code for a protein of 324 amino acids. The record is from RefSeq and is a predicted model, not a curated record. Lineage: Eukaryota; Fungi; Ascomycota; Eurotiomycetes; Eurotiales; Aspergillaceae.
AUGGCAUCCACCAGCACCAAGAUUAACAAGUCCUUUCCUCCGGGAAUUCACGGCCCUUCUAUCACCUUUUUCCAAGAUGAUCAGCAACAGGAGAUUGACUGGCCCACCCAAGAACGGCACUUGGAGUACAUGAUCACUUCUGGAAUGCACGGCAUUGUUCUUGCCGGCUCCAGCGGUGAAUCAGCCACUCUUAGCGUCGCAGAGAAGAGCAUGUUGGUCAAGAAGUCUCGUGAGAUCGCUGACCGCCACGGAAAGUCCGAUUUCACUAUCAGCAUGGGUUGCUUGGCUGGCUCCACCCGCGACAUCAUGGUCCAGAUCCAAGCCGCCUACGAGAGCGGUGCUGAUUUCGCCCUCACUUUGGUUCCCUCUAUCUUCCACUGGGCCAUGACCCAAAAGGCCAUUACCGACUUCUUCGAGGAGAUCGCCGACCGUGCCCCCAUCCCCAUUGUCAUCUACAACUUCCCCAACCUUCUCUCCGGAUUGGAUGUCAACUGCGACAUGCUCGAGAAGCUUGGUGCCCACCCCAAUAUCGCUGCCGUCAAGUUGACCUGUGGAGGUGUUGGCAAGGCCUCAAGAGUUGCAACCCAGUUCGAGCCCGCUCAGUUCACCAGUGUAUCUGGAAUGAGUGACUGGCUGGUCGCCGCCUUCGCCGCCGGAAGCACUGGUUGCAUUUCAGGUGUUGCAAACAUUUUCCCUCGUGUUAUGGUUGAAAUUUACGAUCUGUACUUUGCCGGUAAGUUCGCCGAGGCUACUGCACUGCAGAAGAAGCUUGUUCUCCCUGAGUGGGGAAUCGGAACAUCGGAUGUGAGCGGAAUGAAGUGGAUUAUCUCCAAGGAGCGCGGUUACCCCCUGUCUAGCGCACACUGCCGCCGACCAUUCCCCAAGUUCGACGACGUGGAGAAGCAAGAACGUGUCGUCCGCUUGGUCGCACCCCUUCUCCCCGUUGAGGAGGAGCUGAAGGCGAAGAAGGUGUAA